Messenger RNA from Bemisia tabaci, 2753 nucleotides. The record is from RefSeq and is a predicted model, not a curated record. Lineage: Eukaryota; Metazoa; Arthropoda; Insecta; Hemiptera; Aleyrodidae.
GAUUUCAGGAGGGGAAAGCAUUGGAUCGAUAAAUUUGAUUUUUUUCCUUCGAGACACAGAUCAUUUUACAAUAGUCAGGAAAGGUGAAUAUAUAAGUGCUUCUAGAGCUUCCCUCGUGGAAAAAAAUUCUUCAUUUUUAAGGAACUAUCUCCCAAAAUCGAGCAAAGAAGUCCAGCGCGAGGCGUCAUACAUGUACGAUCGUACAUUUCUAAUCAUAGUUUGACCUAUUUCUGCAGUUUGAUGUGAUGAAUGAUGAGACGAGAUAUGGAACGUUUCCGUAUCUAAUUCCGGUCGUCCAAAGACACGCUUUCGAGCUCUCCACAUCCAGAAACAUGUGCUUUUGUAGUCAAAAACAAUUUACAAUUCUGGAUGGGUUCAGUUCUGGAUUUUUACAAUUUUAUGUCACAAUUUGCUUCGCAAGUUGAUUACUUCUCGAAGAAUGCGGUUCUUGCAGAAUGGAUUUUUCUACUCUUUCAUCACACUAUUUUCAGUAAAUCUGCGUGAUGCAGACACUCAAAGUGCAGAUUGUAGUCCGAAAACGAUGACGAAUCUCCGAAUAUCCACAGCAGAUGCUUACGUGGAGGCGUUGGCGACGUUCGAUCGAACAGAGAAGAGUGUGCGGACGCUAGUGAACGCCGUGAAGAGUAUGUUCGACUCAUACGACCUGCGAAGGCUCGACGAAUACCUGUGUCUUAUGUUAACGUUCCCGGCGCAACGACAGGACCUCUUCAUCGAUACGCAACUGAAUAUGCGCUUCGACUACAAUAAAAGUGGUCAUAUCGACAUCUUCAUCCACCGUAAUGAUGGCACCGUUUUUGCGAUCAAUUUUUACAACCAGCAGAUGGUUGAUAUAGACGUAAUAACCACAAUAAUAGUGGGGUUUGUGAAGGUUGCGUGCACAUUACUCAGCAUGGUCGGCAAGCAACACCUGUGCCCUGAGUAUAUUGGUACUCGCGCAGACACAAAAUCAGCAGCCUCGUCGUUACAUCCAACGCACAUGCGCUGGAACUCCUCUAAACCGUUCUUCGAGUCCAAGUUCAACGAGUUCCCCUCGUUCCAGUUCAACUUCUCCAAGUUCCGCUUCAACUUCUCCGAGCCGGACUUCUCCAUCGAGUCGAUCGACUUCGAUUCCUUCUUCAACUGCGACAAGAGCGACGAGGGGAGCGGUGACAGCGCCGAGGGUGGUGAAGUCGAGGAGUUCGCCAAGGUGCAGCAAGCCAGGCUCGUCACCGCCGGACGUCUCUCUGACGCCAUCGACGGAGCCAAGCUCCGAAAAGUUCUCGAGAAAGCCGCGCAGCUCCUUGACAACCCCAUCAAAUGGAAGAAACCCUUCUCCAUCGAUUACGAGAUCCCCGAAAGAUUCAAGUCUCGAGGAGUAAUAAAUGACUUAUCCUUGGAAAAUUUUUCUAAGUACAAAGUCAAUGCUGUUGAGGUGGAUGACACAGAUUUAAGCGUGAAAUUGAGUCUAGAUUCACUCAAAAUGGACGGCAUCUACGACAUGGACUUGGAGAUUUUCGACUCCGACUCCAAACUCACAGGCAAAGGACCCUUUGAUAUCAGGUCAGACAAUGUGGACGUUUCAAUGAAGAUGUCCCUGGAAGAAGAUGCUGACAGCUUUGUUUCUCUGAAAGACUUCAAGCUUGAGAUGAAACCAGGAGCACUAAAAGUGAACAUGACAGGAUUAUCAGGCGACGGAAAAUCGGAGGCGGAAUUGAACGAGCUCAUGGGCGGAAAGAUAUCCGCUCGGCUAGAAAUGCUCCACUCAGACCCUGAGGUCGGAGAAGCUGUCAAAAAAGUGGCGCAAAAAUACUGGGAGCUCUUGUUCGACGGUUCCACCAUCCACCAAAUCAACAGCGUCAUGGACGCCAUCUCCAUCACUUAACGAGCCGAAUCUGUACGCUCAUCGACAAAUUGGACAAAUUGUACAAAUUGUAGAUAUAUUAACGAUUAGACUCAUGUCCUGUUAGGAUUGUAUUUUAUAUUUCGGCGUGACUGUCACGUAAUCCUAGUUCAUUAUAGACAAAAGACUUGACCACGAUGGUUUCGCAACCAAACGAGGGGAGAUGAUCUCUGAAGGUUCAAGUCGGGUUCUUUUUCUUUUUCCUGCAAAAACCAUCGAUGACUUGGUAAGAAUGGUCCAUUUGCGGGGCUUGGAGGACAAGGCGCAUUGGUGCAGUUUUUGUUAUUUCGAGAAAUAAGUGUUUGAAAUUUCGAAAUUACUUACAUGGUUCCUUAUGCCGGAAAGAGAAUUCAAACUGACUUAUUGAUGCUUAAAAAUUGGAAUUUGGGAGCGAAUUUUUGACAAAAUAUACAUUAAGACUAUUUUCACUUGAAAUCAUUAAUAUCUCAAUUUCUCCAAAAACUGCACAUACCUAUGCGCCUUGUCCUCCAAGCUCUUCAUUUAAUGUUUCACGUCUUGGUGAUUUGAUUGAAAGAGCAUUAUUUUGGUUGAUAAGUAACUGGAAUACUCAAAUGAAUCUCAUUACUAACAAUAAGAUAGGAUAAUUAUGUUAUCCACAUUGGUAGAUUUCUAAAGUUAUCUUCCAAGAAUCAGAUCCAGCUGUGAGCAAUUUUGGACUUGGAUUAUAACGAAACCGAGUUUCUAAAAGUAUUCUCAUGUAGCUAAGAUUAAUUAUUUUGUACUCUCCACUAUGUCUUAGUAACUUUUAUAUCACUCUCUUUGUGUUCUCCAGAAUCUUUUAAUUGUCAUUAUUGUAAGUGACGUAAAAAAUAAACGUUUUUACUUUGCUCUA